This is a messenger RNA of Caenorhabditis elegans, 1358 nucleotides long. RefSeq names its product Serpentine receptor class r-10 (gene F10A3.12). NCBI's taxonomy places the organism in Eukaryota, Metazoa, Nematoda, Chromadorea, Rhabditida, Rhabditidae. The coding region runs from base 399 to 1358 and encodes 319 amino acids. Gene Ontology annotation, biological process: detection of chemical stimulus involved in sensory perception of smell. The transcript has 3 exons. The record is from RefSeq and is marked reviewed. Gene Ontology annotation, cellular component: ciliary membrane.
AUUUUCUUUUUUAGUGCCCGCUUCUUCUUCUUCAAAAAACUCCAAAAAUAAAUUUGAAUAACAUAACAAGUGUGUUCAAAAUUAAACUUUCAGCUGGAGUUACUUGAAGUAUGUCACACUCACGUCACCAAGGUUUUUGAAAAAAAAAAGAGAUUCACAUCCUUGUUUUAGAUGAAAUUGUAUGAAGUAAAGUGAUGGUGAAAAGCGAUUUUUCUUUUCAGAUCUUUGCAAAAAACAGAUACUUGCUUCCUGUUUUGAAUGCAACCAACGCGAAAACCAGUUACAAUUUAUAGUUUUUUGUACAAUUAUAUAUAUUUAUUCGAGGAAUUUACUUACUACAAGUCUGCAAAAUCAAAUAAAAUGUCACACCAUACUUGAAAAAUUCAAAAUUUUGAAUAAUGUGCUCUUCUCUCUGGUUAAGCUCCAACCACAUUGCUGGGCACAUCGGAUUCUUCCUAUCAGUUUCCCUAAACCUUACAGUUUUGUUUUUGAUCAGCGAAAUGCCGAGAAAAGUGUUCGGAAGCUAUAAAUACCUGAUGUUUGCAUUCUCAACGGUUGGAAUAAUAUUUUCUUGCUGUGAUUUUGUCACCGACCCGAACUUGCACAUCACAAAAACCUCUUUUAUACUGUUCACUAUUCUUGAUGACUCCGGCUUUUCCAAGUUUACAGGGCUGAUAUCUUUAGUAUUUUCCUGCUCAUUUUACGGAAUGAUAAUGACUAUGCUAGCAAUUCAUUUUCUAUAUCGGUACGUGUCAGUAGUUCGGCCAUCGGAUAUUGAAAUAUUUGCCCCAAAACGUUUCCAUUUGUGGGCUCUCCUACUCAUUUCAAACUUUGCCACAUGGUUUUUCUGCUUCUACUACUUAAAUGGACCAUCUGAAAUGAAGGAUGAAGAAUUGAUUCCGGAAUUUAUGGAAGCUUACUGUCUACAACCAAAUGAAUAUACCUACACAGGACCUCACUACUACUACACGGACCAUUCAACUGGAGAAUGGAAAUUCCAUAUCCCGUCAUUUAUCGCUGAAGGAUACACAGGUGGCACUAUAGUUUUAACUAUAAUUUCUGUAGCAUACUUUGGUCACCAAACCUACCAACAUCUCUACAAACUUGGAACAAUGACAAGUGUGAAUUAUCGGGAGGUUCAGAAGCAAUUAUUCAAAACUCUAGUGGUUCAAACAAUAUUCCCAAGUAUCUUUUUAUUUUUCCCAGUUUCCUGUUUGGUAUUAUUCCCGCUUUUUGGAAUAAGAAUCGGCGAAGAUGCUAAUUUAAUAAUGAUCUCAUUCUCCAUCUACCCAUGUUUCGAACCGCUGGUGGCAAUAUGUUGUAUUAAAAGUUUUCGAAAGCGGAUACUUGGGGAGUAG